This is a messenger RNA of Oryza brachyantha (malo sina), 2538 nucleotides long. RefSeq names its product coiled-coil domain-containing protein 177-like. Bases 356 to 2149 code for a protein of 597 amino acids. The transcript is spliced from 4 exons. Lineage: Eukaryota; Viridiplantae; Streptophyta; Magnoliopsida; Poales; Poaceae. The record is from RefSeq and is a predicted model, not a curated record.
AGCUCAUUCUGCAGCAAAGGGACACACAAACCUCACAUCAUUCCCCCACAACCCCAUAUACGCAUCCAUCAUCUUUGUCUCCUCGCCUCCCUCCUUCAACCAACGCACGCACUCGUGUGCCCUCGUCUCUCUCUGCUCGAUUCAGAGGCUGCGAACGCGCCUCCCAAUCAUGGCACGCAAGAACUGACGCCAAAGUGCUUCAAGUUGCAUGCAGUCCACAGAACUACUGACGAAGAGUUGGAGCCCUAAUUUAAUCUCGAUAGAUCCUGCAGCUCUGCUUCCUCUUCUCCUCGUCUUUAAUGGGAGGAGUAGCGGCGGCACCGGCGGCGGUGGGCGGUAGCAGGCGGCCACCGCGAUGCUGAGGCGUGGGGCGGUGGUGGUGGUGGACGAAGACGGCGAGGUGGUGGCGACCAAGAUCCGCAAGCGGUGCGCGCUGUCGUCGUCCGGCGCGUCGGACCCGCUGAGGAAGCUGAGGCUGAAGAAGCGAGGGGUGGUGGUGCUCGGCCGGAGAGGUGGAGGCGGCGGCGUCGUGGUGUCGCCGCGCUCGAGCAGGAAGAUGUCCGAGUCGUCCUGGAACGGCAGGCGCUGCCACGACGGCGCCGCCGCCGCGGACGGCACGCGCUCGGCGGCGUCGGCGAGGAAGCUCGUCGGCGCGCUCCGGCAGCUGAGCAAGGGUGGCAGCUCGCCCGACGAGGACGCCGCGCGCCGGAGCUCGGCUCACCGGCGAUGCGUGUCGGUGGAGUUCUCCAAGAGAUCAAGAACGAAGAGCAAGGCUUUGGAGGCCGAUGAACAGAGGAGCUGGCACAAUGGCCAUGGCCGCUGGUUUUCUGACAUGUUCAGCAAUGGCAGCACAAUGGAGGUGCACGCGUGUCGUCCUCCAGACUGCGCCUCACCAUGCGCAGGAGGAGAAACAAUGGAGCCACACCUGAAGGAGAUGUACGGCAGCCUGGCUGCGUCCAAGGAGCUCGUCAAGGCUCUCGCCGGCAUCUGGGGGCCCGGCGACCUGAACCCGUCCACGGCCUCGCUCCUCUCCGCGCUGCGCGCCGAGCUCGACCUCGCGCGCGCCCACGCGCGGCAGCUGAUCAAGGAGGAGCGGCGGCGCGGCGACGAGGCGGAGCGGAUGAGGAGGCAGCUCGCCGAGGAGGUGCGGGAGUGGAGGGGCAGGCAGAGGGAGAAGGCCGCGGCGACGGUGCGCGUGGUGGUGGCGGAGCUCGACGGCGAGAGGAGGUCGAGGAGGCGCGCCGAGAGGGUGAACGCCAAGCUCGGGAAGGCGCUGGCCGACGCGGAGAGGGAGCUGGCGGCGGCACGGAGGGAGCUGGAGAGGGAGAGGAGGUCGAGGGAGCGGCUGGAGAAGGUGUGCGACGAGCUUGUGAGGGGCGGCCUUGCCGUCGGCGGCGGCAGCGUGGACGGCAGGGGCGGCGACGACGUGGAGGAGAUGAGGCGGGAGGCCGAGAGGGCGCAGGAGGAGCUGGAGAAGGAGAGGGAGAUGCUGCGGCUCGCCGACGAGCUCCGCGAGGAGAGGGUCCAGAUGAAGCUGCUCGAGGCGCGGCUCCAGUUCGAGGAGAAGAACGCCGUCGUCGAGCAGCUCCGCGGCGAGCUCGAGGCCUUCCUGGAGAGCAAGAAGGAUCGGCAGCAAGAACCACAUGACGCAGACGAGCACCGACUCGAUGGCCGUCAGCUGCAAUCGAUUCUUGCAAACAAGAAUGGAGAAGAAGGCAACGUCCGCGACGGCGACGUAGAAGACGACGGCGGACGUGGCGAGUGCGUCGCCGAUGAUUCAGACGGCAGCGAGACGCACUCCAUCGAGCUCAACAUGGACGGCAACAGCUGGAGCUACACCACGGCUUCCAAGGACACCACGACGACGAGGUCCAAGAACGCAGCGGCGGUGCACGGUUCGCACAUUUCAGACAGAGGAGCAGAGCUGGCCGCCGGUCCGUGGUCCAUCGCCGCCAUCGACCAACGAUCGCAGGAAGACGCCGGCGAGGAGCUGGACGGAGACAGGUGGCACGACGGAGGGUGCAGCGACAGGAGCAAGGAUCUGGACGAGGAGGACGCCGAGAGGUACCAGGCGAUCAAGAACCUGAGGGAGCAGAUGCUGGCCGGCCAUGGCUUCGUCUUCGUGUCCCAAGAAUGGGGGCAAUGCUAGCUGACAGAGAUCGCCAAAGGGAAGAUUUUUCUGACAAGGAUGGCGUGGCGGCAUGGAGCAAUAACAAAAAAAAAGAAGGAUCUUGCAAAGUUGAGAAGAAAAGGAAGAAGAAUAUGUUUGUGAUUCAUACUUGCUCUGUUUUUCCAAUCAAACGGUGUGCAUAGUUUUGUGUUGUCUCUAUAAGCUUCUUGUUCUUGGGCGACCAUUCUUUUCAUAGGGAUUUGUGAUGCUGAAAGUUGUCUUUCUAUACCACAUUUUGCACUCUGUUCUUGAUGUUUGGUUGGCAUACUAGGAUCAGAAAUCUCAAAAGUUUUGUAAAUAAACAUAGAGAUGAGAAUCUGAUUGCUAAUGAAAUUUAUCAUGUAUACAUGCUGCUGGUUUUGCGGUCA